This is a messenger RNA of Neurospora tetrasperma FGSC 2508, 1926 nucleotides long. RefSeq lists its product as uncharacterized. The record is from RefSeq and is a predicted model, not a curated record. The coding region runs from base 1 to 1926 and encodes 641 amino acids. The transcript has a single exon. Gene Ontology annotation, molecular function: protein binding. Lineage: Eukaryota; Fungi; Ascomycota; Sordariomycetes; Sordariales; Sordariaceae.
AUGCCGCCACCUCGACAAGUAAUUGACGGUUUAUGGCGUUGUCUCUGUCCUUCUGUCGAUGCCACACUGCUGGCGAAGGCCCCAACCCUGUCCUCCACCUCCGCAAUUCGAUCAAGAUCACGAGUCAGUCGCAAGGAUGGCCUGCAUCGACAUCGAGGAGCACGCUCGCUCAGUCAGCAAUCGCAUGGUUAUCGAGCAAACGUCGACAGCUUUGUCUCCCCUGAUCUAUAUAUCGAACCGAAAUGGCCACAGAGUCAACAAAAAUCCGAAACUGUCGCGGACGCGACUGUGACCGCAACCGAGAUAAUCCAAGCGACGAAUGAUCUUACCGAGGUCUUGAAGGAAGCAUCGACACCUGUUAUUUACGAAGCGCUUCGUGAGCUUCGCAACCACCAUGGGCAACACGGCAAGAUUCGGCCUAUUAUACAGUUCCUUUUGAACAACCGGAAGGAAAAGCCAAACCCCUUCAUCUACGAAUCUCUGGUUGUUGCCAAUUGGGAUAUCACAGGCUCGGCCGACGAGCUCGGGUUCAUUUUUGACUCUAUGGUUGCCGCCGGUGUUGAACCAUCAAUAGGCGUCCUACAGAGUGCACUCAAAGCACUAGCGGUCCAUCCUGAUUAUCUUUUGAGAACUGAUAUCUUACGCUCCCUGGGAGCCAAAGGAGCUAGACUCGACAAAGAAGCUAAGAUCAGCGUCACCUUGGGCCUCCUUCGCGAUGGCCAAUUUGAAAAGGCUCUGGAUCUGUUGGAUGAACUGGUGUACAGCGAUCACUUGGUGCCUGCAUGGGUAUUCGAAAUCUUCAUUUACACGCUCGCAAGGCGUGGGUUCGUCGAGGAGGCCGUUCGGGUCAUGCAGGUAAGGCUCAAAGCUCGCAACCAGAACACCCCGUCCCGCGCGCUGCCUUUGGGGACUUGGUACUUCUUGCUCGACGAAUGCAGCAGGGCACUGCACCACGAAGGGACCAAGCUGGUCUGGGAUCACCUGGUGCAGAAGCGCCUUGUCAAUCCCCCUGACGGCGUCGUCAUCAAUGUGCUCAACAUGGCCUCUCGCCACCAAGACGCAGACCUGGCUACUCGGGCUAUCGAGCUUCUCGCAGAAAGGGGUGUCCGAUUAGGGCUGCAUCACUACGAAGCGUUGGUGGAAUGCUACGCCUACAACGGCGACCUUCUGAACGCGCUGCAGGUGCUUUGCAUCAUGGAGGGCGCAGAUAUUUCUCCGGGGGCCGCCAGCACGCGGUCCAUCUUUCUUCUCUUCAGACGGUCGCCCGAACUGCUGGACGGCGUCAAAGAGAUGAUGGAAAACUUGAAGGCGGCGGGCUACAAAAUCCCCAUCGCGGCUUUAAACGUGGUGCUUGAAGCCGUCUGCGAGGAAGGACCGACAGUUGACAAGGCAUUCGGCAUGUACCGCGACCUCCUGCACCUCUGCUCGUCGGGACCAGACCUACGCACCUUCCAAAUUCUCCUGCAGAAGGCGCAGAAGGCUCAGACGGCGCAGGAGCUAGAGUCGGAGAUGCUGAUGUACACGCUCAAGCCCACGCGGGACAUGUACGAAGACUUUGUGAGGUGCUCGAUUGUGGACGGCGACCUCAACACCGCCUUCAAUUACCUGGCGCAAAUGGAGCUAGCGCCCUUGGCGAGAAAUUCUUCGAGGCGCAUGUGGAUCAGUCACCCGACUUUGGUCCAGCUGCUUAAGCGCUGCUUCAACGAGAUGGAUCCCAGAGCGUGGGCAGUUGUUGAUGUGGCCAGGGAGAGGAAGAUCGACCUCGAGAUUGAGAUCAAGAAGUUGCUUGCCGAGAUGCCAAAGGAGACAGCUGUGUCGGAUCAAAGAGCGCAAGAAGCGAUCACGAUGAUGGGCGCCGUGCGUCCAGCGUAUGAAGAGGCUUUGGAUGCUGGCGAUCUCAAAACAUUGAGCUCAUCUGCAGCUUGA